UGUCUCGACUUUGUACAGCUGUUUCACGUUGCUGAUAUUCUGCGCAAGAUGUUAUCCACGAUGUACAUGCGAGACAGUGAUGAAAACAGGUUCGCUGGAAAAUAAAAGCAUUCUCGUGUGUCUUCCCAUUUCAUAAGGAGGCCCGCCGUGUCUCCUCGCCCACUAUGCGGAGGCUCAACGACACCGACGCCGUCCGUAUGUAACGGAUAUUUUAUGGAAGGUGGAGCGAGGGGAGAGGUUGUGCGGCCGGGGAGAGUCGGGACAUCGGCUAUGUUUGGAAGACGAGCCGUAGCAAGCUAGCUCUCGUGACAGUAACGGACACAGUGAUAACGGAACGGUGACUUCUUUUUUCCGUACGACGGCCCAUUGGUUCGGUCAUGGCUACGAAUGACAACAACCUAACGUCCGGGAUGGGAGAGAUCAUCCAGUUGAACGUCGGUGGGACAAGGUUCAGCACCUCCAGGCAGACUCUGAUGUGGAUCCCGGACUCGUUCUUCUCAAGUUUGCUAAGUGGAAGGAUAUCCACGCUUCGUGAUGAAACUGGAGCUAUAUUUAUCGACAGAGACCCCACAGCUUUCGCACCAAUUUUGAAUUUUCUCCGAACCAAAGAAUUGGACCUGCGGGGGGUCAACAUCAGCGUCCUGCGACAUGAAGCAGAGUUUUAUGGAAUAACCCCUCUAGUGCGCCGCUUGCUGCUGUGUGAGGAACUGGACCGCUCAUCGUGUGGUAGUGUUCUCUUCCAUGGUUACCUGCCGCCCCCAGUCGUUCCUGCCCGUAAGUCCAGCGCUGCCCUGGCAGCCUCUGGGCCUCCCUCUGAUGAACAGCCGGGUCCAAGUGGAGCAGAGGGCUUCACCCGUGUCGGCCCCCCUCCUCACCCUUCCCUCUCUGGCUCACCUGGAAUAGAUGACAACCAAAAACUGGGUCCUGUGAUUGAUCCGAGGAAAGUGUUGAUUAUAGCUGGACACCACAACUGGAUUGUAGCAGCUUACGCACAUUUUGUCAUCUGCUACAGGAUAAAGGAAUCUUCUGGAUGGCAGCAGGUGUUUUCUUCCCCCUACCUCGACUGUACCAUUGAACGCAUCGCCCUUAAUGCCAAAGUGGUGGGCGGCCCGCAUGGAGACAAAGACAAGAUGGUGGCCGCCUCCUCUGAGAGCAACAUCAUCCUCUGGAGCAUUCAAGACGGAGGCAGUGGAAAUGAGAUCGGUGUAUUCACUCUCGGUGUGCCUGUGGAUGAUCUAUUCUUUAUUGGGAACCAGCUGGUGGCUACCAGCCACACAGGGAAGGUUGGGGUGUGGAAUGCGGUCACACAGCACUGGCAGGUUCAAGACGUGGUUCCUAUUACUAGUUGUGACACAGCGGGCUCCUUCCUACUACUGGGCUGCAACAAUGGCUCUAUCUACUACAUAGACAUGCAAAAGUUUCCUCUGAGGAUGAAGGAUAAUGAUCUUCUAGUGACAGAACUUUAUCAUGACCCUUCAAAUGAUGCAAUCACUGCGCUGUCUGUCUACCUCACACCCAAAACCAGUGUGAGUGGGAACUGGAUAGAGAUAGCCUAUGGGACUAGCAGCGGUGCAGUGAGAGUGAUUGUGCAACACCCGGAGACGGUGGGAUCGGGCCCACAGCUUUUUCAGACAUUCACUGUGCACAGGAGCCCGGUGACAAAGAUUAUGCUCUCUGAGAAACAUCUGGUAUCAGUGUGUGCAGACAACAACCACGUGCGGACGUGGACAGUGACCCGAUUCAGAGGGAUGAUCUCCACCCAGCCUGGCUCCACCCCUCUGGCUUCGUUCAAAAUACUAUCCCUGGAGGAGACUGAGAGCCAUGGGAGCUACGGCUCUGGGAAUGAUAUUGGUCCCUUUGGAGAGAGAGACGAUCAGCAGGUUUUCAUACAGAAGGUGAUCCCCAUCACCAACAAACUGUUUGUAAGGCUCUCCUCUACUGGAAAGAGGAUCUGUGAAGUGCAGUCAGUGGACGUGACCACCAUCUCUUGCUUUAUGGUGCGGGAGUGUGAGGGUUCGAGCCGCAUGGGGUCGCGACCUCGCCGCUAUCUGUUCACUGGUCACGGCAACGGAAGCAUCCAGAUGUGGGACCUGACCACUGCGAUGGACACCGCUAUUAAAGGAGAGGAGAGGAAGAGAGAGGAUGCAGGUGGGCCUACAGAGGAAGAGCUACUGCAGCUGUUGGAUCAGUGUGAUCUUAGCACCUCCCGCUGUGCCACACCAAAUAUCAGCCCCGCCCCAUCCAUGCUGCACCAAACACGACUCAGAGAGUCCUGCUCGAGUCUCCAGUUACAAGCUCAGGAACCCAUUUCUGAAAGCCCGGCUACUUACGGAGCUGUGCGACCCUACAGGGAAAGCCCCUUGCUGGCCCGUGCUCGACGGACUGAGUCCUUCCACAGCUACAGAGACUUCCAGAACUUCAGCCUGAGUCGAGGCGUCCUGGACAGCACAGGUCAGCAGAGCGCACAGGUCCCCGGCCACGCCAUCGACGCCCGCCGCUCGCUGUGUGACUUUGGGUCUGAUGACAGCGAGAGGAGAGCCACGGCUAUGGAGUUCUGGGCCUGCCGAACGGCCAGCUCAAGCUCGAACACCAUAACCGGAGCCAUGACGACUGCUAGUUUCCUCGGGCUGAAGUCUGAAAGCGGUCCGGAGUCUCCGCGACAAGCUCCCAACAGCCCAAUCCCCGGAGGCGACGUCAGGCGGAAGGUUCCCCCUCAACCAGAGGAGGGAGAGGGAUCAGGCGGAGAAGGAGUGAAGGCGGAGGGGGGUGUGAAAAAGAGGGGAGUGCUGGAAGGCGGCUUUCUGGGGAGAAAGCGGGCUCCCCCUGUCCCCCACCUUACCUCGCUCCCCUCCGGGUCCGACGGCGGUGGCAGCGACUCGUCUUCCACUGCCUCCCCCUCCCCAACCAAACUGUCUCUGGCCUCCUCCCCCCGACACAGGAAGCUCGCCCCAGAAACGUCCAAUCAGGACAGCAGCCUGUGACCGUGCUCACCGCGUUUGAUCUAUGGCCUCGUGGACGAGUCCAAGGAUUCGCAGGAAGGGAGGAAUGGGACUGACAUGUGGUCCAGGAUGUAGGUCCUUCUUGUUUUGGGACUGGUCUCCCUCGGCUCUUUUUUUUUUUUUUCAGUGCAACUCAUCGGUGUCUUACCUUUUUAAUUACAGAAGCAGUCCUCCUUCGGACAUGAAGGAGAAGUUGCAAAAUCCCAGUGCAGAACACCAUCGCAACCGGCGACAAAUAUCAGUUUUGGUGAAGUAGAGGAUUUUAGAAGUUUUAUUGUAAAAUCCGCUGGGAACGACUGGAGCUCCUACUACUCAGUUUCUGUCGGUGGAACAGAUGCCGGGGGACAGUGACUGCAUGGUUGGCACGGUGCCAUCAUGGUUGAAGCACAAGCUUUACAUCGCUGGCUUAACUCACCAAGGUUCAGGUAAAUUAAAGUGACAAAACAAGCAAGCACAGUACAAGAAAUAGAAUUGGGGUUAAUCUAUUUAAUGAGCUCUUUAUCUUCUGAGGCCCUUAAACAGAUCAUGGAAGCAAAAUGGAAUUUACAGAGUCACAGUUUGUAUUUCUGAUAAAUAUUUUAACGUUCAGUCGGAGGAAUCAUUUUCUUCAGAACCUGAUGCAAACUAUUCAGGCUUACUUGUGCAUCCAACUAAAACAUAUUGUUAUUAUCAAGAUAUAAGCCAAAAACAAUGCAAAUCACUACAUUUAAAAAGAUGUAUUUCUAUUUGUGUCAAUUAACGGUUUUUUUUGAGUGACCAAACAAUUGACUGACGAAUGGUUUCAGGAUUUUGCCCCUUUCGAAAGCUCACACUAAUGUGAAGUAUCUAUGACAACCUGUGCAAUCUAGGAGCCGGAGCCUUGGCAGCUACUUGAACCCCUUCGCUGCAGCCACAGACCCCGUGUUUUCUUAUUGUUGAAGGACACAUCUUUACGAGUGCCAGGUUACUGUAGCAGUAGCACAAUGGCCUCAGUGCUGCUCAACAAAUGGAAAACAGGUUGACUUGGCAACAGGAAACGCACAGGUGAAACAACAUCGAGUGUCCCGGAUAGCCCUGAGCGUCCACAGGACACCUGUGCUUUUACUGCUGUGAUGAGCCAAAGUGUCAGCUGUCUACAAUUUUUCGUAAAAUAUUCUGUAAAUGUGAAUUAGAAGAAAAAAGGGAAAAGAAAAUACAGUGAAGAAAAAUCAAUGCUUUGUGGUGUUAAACAAAGAAUUAAUUCACUGUUCACACAACGAAGCUCAGUCCGUUUCCACAGUGGCGCCUGUACAAGAUCACACUAACUAUUAUUAUUUAUAUUUUUGAACACUAUAGCUACACUCAACUCGAUAGAAGGACCUGGUAACUCACUUUACUCCUGUUUAAACAGAUUGUUAUGUGUUUUGCUUUGGAUGACUGUUGCAGUGCCUUAUUUAACUUGUUUGACGGUUGGUUGCCUGUUUGUGUGUUUUCGUUAUUGUUGAAAAAGGAUUUUGACCAAAGGCUUGUGAGGAAUGUGGUGCUUCAUAACGGACCUGUCCACUGCGGCUUUGGGUAAAGCCGAGUCCUGGUAGAUUUACAAAAGUCCAAAUCAGAUUUUAUGAGUUGUCUCAUGGUAAAUUGUACAUACUCUUGACAUAGAUGAAGACUUUAAAGUCCAUCUUGGUUAUGAUAUAGUUGUGAAGGUCUAAAAGAACAACACAAAGUCAAAUGGCAGCAACCUUAAUUUGUUAUUUUGUCAGAUAAACCUGGUUCUUCACUGUGAUAUUUCCUCUAGCUGAAGAACAGGAAAUCCAGCUCUUAAACUAUGGUACUUCUUUUGUAAUUAUUGAGGGGACAACUUUAGGAAUUUGACUGUGAAAAUGGCAAAUACAACCAUUAAUAACUUGCCAAAUCCAGCAGCUAUAAGCCUUGAAGUUGAUUCUAGCUAUUGCUUUUUAUUUCAACAUUAACGGAUCAACUGACCAUGUCGUCCCUGACUGUACAAAGAUGUACAAUUUUAUACACUUAUUAACUGUCUGAAAAGUGGACAUGCAUAUUGAAAACAAAAUCCUAAUGUGGAUGCAUUAAUGUGUGUUAAUGUGUGUGGAUACUUACUACUGUCGUCAAUACAUAUUGUUGAUAAUCCUAAAAUGCCUAUAUUGAUAUUGCCAUGCUUUUGGACCUAACUGCAUCUGCACUUGCACUAUUAAGACUAUUAACGUAAAUUGCUAGUGUUUAUUUUAUAUAAAAUAUAUAAAGUUUAUUUCAGCACAUAACUGUCCGUCCUUAACCGUUCGCUCUCUGGCUGUGUUUACAUUAUAUGACGGCCAGAUGCUAGCGAGCUAAAAGUCAUACAUAUGUUUGUUUAAACUGCCCUGUACAACAUUGUUAACAAUAUGUAUGUAAACAAUGCUGCAUUUUGUUGUAAUUUCAUUUACAAUGCCGACCCAUAAUCAAAUAUAAUGUAACAUUGAACACAUCAGAGUCUCGAUGCAAUUAAACUUCAACUGUGUUCACUAAACCUCGCGAAACUGUAUACGUUUAAUUUUUUUUUUAAACACCUUGUUCAAUGAACUUCAAUCAAACUUUCUAUGCAAAUGUCAACAACAACAUUAAGAACUGAAAACAUUGACAAAGUAUUUGAGACCUGAGAUGUUUUAAUCUUGGAAAAUCACAAGUGUGUAGGUUGUAGAUGAAUAAAAUAAAUACUACAUUUUCAGUUUCACCUUGAAAUAAACAAUCGUACUCCUCGUAUGGAUAAUCUGGCAAGGCACCAUUUUGGUUUUGUUUGAGCGUCGCAGGUGUGUGUGUGUGUGUGUGUGAGUCUCCCCAGCGCUUUAAUUUCACUAACCUUCCCGUUCAGACAGUCUCCUCUCGGAGACGUCGUCAUCGUGAUUUAUGAGUUUAAUAAAACCCUGUGUGUGUGUGUGUGUGUUAGUAGCUCAGGGCCAUACUGUCCCUUACAAUCACUCCACAAGCUCUCUUUUCACAACCUCUCCCUCCUCCACGGGUGACAAUAGCUGUGAAUGUGGCUGUGAAUGUUUUUGGAAGUGCCCUUGUCACACUGGUGUCCUUGAGCGAGGGCACGCUUGUUGCUGCCAGUUUGUUCAUUUCAAACUCGCUGUGAUGUUCCCUUAAGGGAUGCAGGGGCAAAACUAACCCACUGCUGCGUAGUUACGAUGGAGAUGCCGGCUUGGCUGUGUGGCUGUGUGGUAACUAAACAUCUGUACAGCUGUACUUUUAAUGGCUCAGCCGACCGGUCUGAGGCACAUGGAUCAAGCUGCGCCUCACAGUUAGGCCUAAGAUCAAUGCAGUUCGCCUACAGAGCCAACAGGUCUGUAGGCGAUGCUGUGAAC
Molecule: messenger RNA, 6316 nt
Organism: Pungitius pungitius (ninespine stickleback)
Lineage: Eukaryota; Metazoa; Chordata; Actinopteri; Perciformes; Gasterosteidae
Gene: kctd3
Product: potassium channel tetramerization domain containing 3
Exons: 19
Coding region: 378-2981 (867 amino acids)
Biological process (GO): protein homooligomerization
Molecular function (GO): protein binding
Source: RefSeq, a predicted model, not a curated record